Molecule: messenger RNA, 2286 nt
Organism: Menidia menidia (Atlantic silverside)
Lineage: Eukaryota; Metazoa; Chordata; Actinopteri; Atheriniformes; Atherinopsidae
Source: the annotation of a GenBank genome assembly
AUGGAGCUGGACAUGGCAAUGGGGGACAGCAAGGCUGCUGUGAGCCAGUGGCAGCAGCAGUCCUAUCUGGAUUCAGGAAUUCAGUCUGGCGUCACCACUACUGCACCAUCUCUGAGCGGCAAGGGAAACCCAGAUGCUGAGGAGGAUGAUCCUUCUCUCUAUGACUGGGAGUUUAACCAGCCCUUCACUCCUGAAACUACAGACAUUGAGGGCUACGCCAUGACCCGGGCCCAGCGUGUGCGUGCUGCAAUGUUUCCGGAGACUUUGGAAGAGGGCAUUCAGAUCCCCCCCACACAGCUGGAUGCUGCCCACCCAACGGCAGUUCAGCGUUUGGCAGAGCCCUCUCAGAUGCUGAAGCACGCAGUGGUCAAUCUCAUCAACUAUCAAGAUGAUGCUGAGCUGGCCACUCGAGCCAUACCCGAGCUCACCAAACUGCUCAAUGAUGAGGACCAGGUUGUCGUGAAUAAAGCGGCUGUAAUGGUGCACCAGCUUUCAAAGAAGGAAGCAUCGCGCCACGCUCUGAUGCGUUCGCCGCAGAUGGUCUCAGCAGUGGUUCGUGCCAUGCAAAACACCGGCGACGUGGAGACGGCUCGCUGCUCUGCUGGCACCCUGCACAACCUUUCCCACCAUCGUGAGGGGCUCCUUGCAAUCUUCAAGUCUGGAGGCAUCCCUGCUCUCGUGAAGAUGCUGGGCUCACCCGUGGACAGCGUUCUGUUUUAUGCCAUCACCACACUCCACAACCUGUUGUUGCACCAGGAGGGGGCCAAAAUGGCUGUGCGCCUAGCUGGGGGACUGCAAAAAAUGGUAGCCCUGCUGUCUAACACUAAUGUCAAGUUCCUGGCAAUCACCACCGACUGCCUGCAGAUCCUGGCAUAUGGCAAUCAGGAGAGCAAGCUAAUCAUUCUGGCCAGCGGAGGUCCCCAGGCCCUGGUCAACAUCAUGAGGACCUUCACAUAUGAGAAACUGCUGUGGACCACUAGCAGAGUGCUCAAGGUGCUCUCUGUUUGCUCAAGCAACAAGCCUGCCAUUGUAGAAGCUGGGGGCAUGCAGGCAUUGGGGCUUCAUCUGACAGACCAAAGCCAGCGUCUGGUCCAGAACUGUCUCUGGACUCUGAGGAAUCUUUCAGAUGCCGCCACUAAACAGGAGGGGAUGGAAGGUCUCCUGGGAACUCUGGUCCAGCUGCUGGGCAGUGAUGACAUCAAUGUGGUGACAUGUGCUGCUGGCAUCCUCUCCAACCUGACCUGCAACAACUACAGCAACAAACUGAUGGUCUGCCAGGUUGGUGGCAUUGAGGCUCUGGUGCGAACGGUGCUCCGUGCUGGUGACAGAGAGGACAUCACGGAGCCGGCCGUCUGCGCCCUGCGUCACCUGACCUCCCGCCACCAGGACGCUGAGAUGGCCCAGAACGCUGUGCGCCUUCACUACGGCCUGCCUGUGGUGGUCAAACUGCUGCACCCUCCAUCCCACUGGCCCCUUAUCAAGGCAACAGUUGGUCUAAUUCGCAACCUGGCCCUCUGCCCGGCCAACCACAGCGCUCUGCGGGAGCAGGGCGCCAUCCCCCGGCUGGUCCAGCUGCUUGUCAGAGCCCACCAGGACACCCAGAGGCGCACCAGCAUGGGCGGCAAUCAGCAGCAGUUUGUUGAGGGCGUGCGCAUGGAGGAGAUAGUUGAAGGUUGCACAGGAGCUCUGCACAUCCUGGCCCGGGAUGUCCACAACAGAAUCGUCAUCAGAGGGCUAAACACCAUUCCACUCUUUGUCCAGUUGCUUUAUUCUCCAGUGGAGAACAUCCAGCGUGUGGCUGCCGGUGUGCUGUGCGAGCUGGCCCAGGACAAAGAAGCUGCCGAGGCCAUCGAAGCCGAGGGCGCCACCGCGCCCCUCACCGAGCUGCUGCACUCCCGCAACGAGGGCGUCGCCACCUACGCUGCUGCUGUCCUGUUCCGCAUGUCCGAGGACAAGCCCCAGGACUACAAGAAGCGCCUGUCGGUGGAGCUGACCAGCUCCUUGUUCCGGACCGAGCCCAUGGCCUGGAAUGACACCGGAGACCUGGGGCUGGAUAUGGGAGCACAGGGAGACCCGCUGGCCUACAGGCAGGAUGAUGGCGCAUACCGGACCUACCCAGCAGCUUACGGCCAGGACUCCCUGUUGGACCCCAUGAUGGACGGUGCAGACUACCAUGCUGACGCGCUGCCGGACCUGGGCCACCACACCGAUCCUCUGCCAGACCUCGGCCACACCCAGGAUCUGAUGGACAGCAACCAGCUGGCCUGGUUUGACACCGACCUGUAG